AUGCCCUCUCCGCCGCAACUUAUCCGGGUUUCAGCCUCCGCGGCCCGCCACUUUGUCCAAUCUCUCCUCCAGAAAUAUAAUGUCCCCAGCCAAAACGGGGCAAUAGUAGCAAAAUGCCUCGUAGAGGCCGAUCUCCGUGGUGUAGACUCCCACGGCAUCAAUCGAAUCCCCUCAUACCUAGCCCGUAUCCGCCAGAGAGUCCUUGAUCCCUCCGUCUCGCCCGUAGUCAACAAAAUCACUCCCGUGGUAACCCAGAUCGAUGCUCAGAACGGCUUCGGCUUUAUCGCGGCCAACGAAGCCAUGAAUACAGCUAUCAAGAUAGCACAAGUCUACGGAAUCGGAAUGGUCUCCGUAAAGCACUCCAACCACUUCGGCAUGUCGGCGUCGUUCGUCCAGCAAGCCAUCGAUGCGGACAUGCUUAGUUUAGUUUUCACCAAUUCGUCUCCCGCACUACCGGUCUGGGGUGGAAAGGAUAAACUUAUGGGCGUAUCCCCCAUUGCAUGUGGUGCGCCCGCCGGAGAAAACUCAAUCCCUUUCAUCCUCGAUAUGUGCCCUUCUAUAGCCGCGCGGGGUAAAAUAUACAAAGCGCUCCGUCGCGGUGAUCAAAUACCGCUAGGCUGGGCUCUUGACAAAGAUGGGUUGCCAACCACCGAUCCCGCUUCAGCGUUGAAAGGCGUAAUGCUACCUAUGGGCGGAGCCAAGGGAUCCGCGUUAUCUAUAAUGAUGGACGUGUUUUCUGGUGUGUUAUCUGGCUCUGCGUUCGCAGGACACGUCAUUAAUCCGCACGACCCAUCUGAACCGGCUGAUGUGGGCCAUUUCUUCGUAGCAAUCAAGCCUGACCUAUUCAUGACGCUAGAGGAGUUCAAAGGGCGGAUGGAUUAUUUAUACCGUCGGGCCGUGGAAUGUGAGAAGAUGAAUGGGGUAGAAAGAAUUUAUUAUCCGGGGGAGAUUGAGCUUCUGACGGCGAAAGAAAGGGAAAGAGAGGGGAUUCCGUACGUUCGGGCGGAAAUUGAGGCGUUGAAUCGCGAGGCGGACUUGGUUGGCGAGUAUCAUCUCAAAGAAUUCGGAUAG
Coccidioides posadasii C735 delta SOWgp is the source of this 1071-nucleotide messenger RNA. RefSeq lists its product as uncharacterized. The record is from RefSeq and is a predicted model, not a curated record. NCBI's taxonomy places the organism in Eukaryota, Fungi, Ascomycota, Eurotiomycetes, Onygenales, Onygenaceae. Gene Ontology annotation, molecular function: oxidoreductase activity.